Molecule: messenger RNA, 852 nt
Organism: Indicator indicator
Lineage: Eukaryota; Metazoa; Chordata; Aves; Piciformes; Indicatoridae
Gene: CCDC71L
Product: coiled-coil domain containing 71 like
Exons: 1
Coding region: 1-852 (283 amino acids)
Source: RefSeq, a predicted model, not a curated record
AUGACCCGCAGUAGGAAGCAGGCGGCGCUGGAGAGAGGAGCUGCGAAGAUGAACCAAGAGGCAGGGAACGCCGCGACAGCGGCCGCAGGAGCACAGGCGGAGGUGGCAGCUGACGGCGGAGCGGCUCCUGCCGCCUGGAGGCUGGAAGGGGAGGCGGAGAAAGUUGUGUACUCGCGCUCGCAGAUUUCUUUUGCCAGCACCAAAGCGCUGGGCGACGCCCUCAAGAUCUUCAUGCCCAAAUCCACGGAGUUUAUGAGCUCCGACUCAGAGCUGUGGAACUUCCUCUGCAGCCUCAAGCACGAGUUCUCUCCUGUCAUCCUUCGCAGCAAGGACGUCUACGGAUACGCUUCCUGUCGCGCCGUCGUACCCGAUCCACCACCGCCCUCGUCGGAGCGGCCCCGUCGCCGCGCCGGCAAGCGGCGCUUCCCGGCCGCCGACACCAAGCGCCGGGCCGCGGCGGUGGGUGGCAGCGCCAAGCCACGGAGGCGGCGGCGGCGCCGCAGGAGGGGACGGGGGAAGCAGCGGCAAGUGGCCGCGACCCCGGCGGGCGGCGGCCCCUGCGGCGAGGAGCGGGAGGCGUUGUCGGAGUUGGGGCAACCAGGCGAGGAGGCGGACAGCGAGCGGGACAGCACGGCGGAGGGCGCCACCUGGGAGCCCUUCGGCGGCAAGUCGCUGGAGGAGAUCUGGAAGGCAGCUAUCCCCCGCCUCACCACCUUCCCUACCAUCCGGGUGCGGGGCAGCGUUUGGAGCCGGCGGAGCCUGGCGGCGGUGCUGCGCCGGGCGCAAGGGAUCCUCGGCGUGGACUUGUCUCCUGUGGUGCGGCUGCGCCGCUUCCCCGUGGCGCCGUCCUGA